Molecule: messenger RNA, 2881 nt
Organism: Psylliodes chrysocephalus
Lineage: Eukaryota; Metazoa; Arthropoda; Insecta; Coleoptera; Chrysomelidae
Source: the annotation of a GenBank genome assembly
CUUUUUUUAACAUGUAGGUUAACCUUACUCAGUUAGUCUUGUCCAACUGUCAUUAUACUCAUAAUCAAAAUUCAAAAACUUUUUAACAUGUCACAUUAAUCAAAAUUUCCAUUCGGAUCUAAAUUUCUAAAUUUAGGCAAACUUUUUUGACCCAUUCACAGAUUUGAUGCAGAUUUAAAUUCUCCGUCCAAAAAAUUAUUCAUCAAAAUGGCGGGAGGGUGUCCAAAUGAUCCAGCUAAGGUUAUGCAAAAUUUGAAAUGCGUGAUUGAAGCUCUGAAGAAGACUUUUAGUUGCCCACCCGCAUGUCCUGGUGAAUGUUGCAAAGGCCCUGCUCCCCCUUUUCCGCCUAAAGAACCGAUGCUUCUCGUUGAAGACACGUCGCUUAAACCCAUCAACAUUUUGUUAGAUCCAAAAAGUGCAGCUUAUCAAAGGCCCAAAAAUACGUCAAAGGAAAGCUUAUCAAUGUCAAACAAAAAACGAUCCAAAGACGGACGUUACGUCAAGGCGUAUCGGCCAAAGAUAUACAGAUUGGAAAGUUGCAAAGGAUCUCAAAGCGUUUGUUGCCUUCAACGAUUGUCUGAAACUGAACUGAGAGGAGGAAACUUUGUCAAAUGCGUUUGCAAAAAGCAUUACGGUUUGCAAGAUCUCUGCGAAAGGACCGGCUGCCAAGGUUCUCCCUACUGCGUGUCCAAUCCACCUUGUUGCGGACCCAGCUACUUCACCAAGACCUACAUUGGUAAACCCACCUCUAAGCCUCGGUACUACCAAAUUGUUAGACAGAAAAUCUCCGAUCUUAACCGAAGAAGGUACAUGAAACUAGUCCGGGUACCUAGCGAGAAUUGCUUUGAAGCCACCGUCGAAUCUACGGCUUUGGUCCAACCACAGUUUGAAGACACAGGCGAAUCUGCAGCGUUGAUAAAUCCACAAUUUGAAGAUACCGAAGAAUCUAAAGCCUUGGUCCAACCACAGUUUGAAGACACAGGCGAAUCUAAAGCAUUGAUCAAACCAAAGAUGUAUGCUUUAAUUAGUCUCUCUAGUGGAUCUGAUGGUGCAGACACGGCUCGAAGCAAUCCAGAGAGUAUUAAUACCCAAACUUCUAAGCCACAUCACCACCAUCAUCGUAAAUUCAUUUGUAAAUAUUGUAAUAAAGAAAAUGAAGUAUCAUCAUCAUCAACCAAAGAAAGCAGUUUAGACUCUAAUGGUUCAGUUUCUCAAAUUAACAUAGAAUCGAGAAGAUACACAUCCAAAGUAGAUAUAUCUAUGCAAUCAGACAUAGAAACACGCGUUAGAUUUUCUAAGAAACAAAAUACAACUAACGGAAUACCUUCUGAACCAAACAAGUCUGAUGCCAGGCAGUCCACACAAACAAUUGGAACACAGAUAGAACCACGAAAUUCUUCUGUAUCCAAACAGUCCACACAAACUAUCGAAAGACGGAUGGUACCACACAAUUCUGUUGUUUCCAAACGAUCAACACAAACUAUAGAAAGACAGAUAGAACCCCGUAAUUCUUCUGUUUCCAAACAGUCUACAAAUUCUAUCGAUAGACAGAUAAAACCACGCAAACAGUCCACACAAACUAUAGAAAGAUAUUCUGAACCACGUAAAUAUUCUGGCCCAAAACAGGCUACACAAACUAUUGAAGAACUAUUCGGAAAAAAGAUGUCUACGCAAACUAUCGAAGCAACAGCCCAACAAAAGAAGAUGUUGCAACUAAUUACCGUUGAUUCUGGUACCAGGAAAAGUAAAACUAAGUAUACUAAGCUUGAGAAAAAGCGAGCUGCUAUAUUGGGAUCAGAUCUAUCUACUUCAGAUUUAUCUAGUCCUGAAUAUAAGGAAUCGAGUCAUUCAGUUGCUUCUACGCCAAAACAUCCAUCACAAGUGAACACAUCUGCUCAAACUGAGUGCCCUUGCAUACAGCUAAGACAAUUUUGUAAAUGUAACAUGCCAGCGUUGACUGUAGAUCAAAAAGACAGUCGUUAUAUGCAUGAGGUGGCUAGUGAACGAGAAGAAAGUUCUCCUCACAGUUCCAGUGGUUCAUUAGAGCUUUCUUUGACUGAACAUUCUGGUAAUAAUCCAAGUAACACAAUUCAAGCCAUAGAAGACGUCAAAAAUAACAAAGAGAGAUCAACAAAAUCUUUUUACGCUCUAAAUGUCUCAGUCUCUAAAUCCAAACAUCUACUAGAUCUUGAACCCGCUAGCGACAAGGAAGACUCUUCUGUGCCAAAUAAUACGCCAAUCUUAGGUGGUGAAGAUUCAAGCGAAGCAUCUACAGACAGUCCAUUUAGUCAAUUUUACGAACCAAAUUUCGUAAAUUCAUUAGAAUUUCCUACGAUUACAGAGAAUCCUUAUAUCAAGAUGCCUUUCAGACCAAAUUUAACAACCAUAUUGGAUUCUGAAGACGUGAGUGGUAAUAAAGAAUGUCAAUGUUGUCACAAGGUACUAAAAGUUGAUGAUUCUUCUUCUGCAAGAGAUGAUAUCGAUGUUAUAAAGAAGAACAGUGCAUUUGUAGAGUCUGAUGUAUGCACGUCCGCUGCGGUUACAGAUUUAUCUAGUUCUGGUUUAUCUGUACAAUACGAAUUUGACAUUCCAUCUAAUGCGAAUAAAGCUACUAAAAGAAAGAAUUGUGCGGCUAAACUGAAGAAAAAAGUUCGGUUUAAUAGCUGUCCAGAUCUUUGUUGUGACGAUCAGUAAUUCUCAUUUUAAAAAUGUUUGCUGACUAAAAAUCAUUCAUGGUAUUUUGGAUAUUUUAAAAAAAUAUUCUUAAUUUUUUCGUUAUUUUUUAAUAAUUGAUGUGUAAUAAUAUAAUUGUCUGUAAAAUGUAUUGUCAAGUAUAAUUUGUAGGUAUAUGUGGUGUAAAAGUACUAAAUAAAGUGUUUAG